AAAAUACCUGUUGAGAAGCAAUGUGUGCCUUUCCGUCGUUACAAUGGUGGAGUUGGUAGGUGCGCCCAGGCAAAACAGUGGGGCUGGACACAGGGUCGGUGGUCCAAAAAGAGUGCUGAGUUUUUGCUGCACGUGCUUAAAAAUGCAGAGAGCAAUGCUGAACUUAAGGGUUUAGAUGUAGAUUCUCUGGUUAUUGAGCACAUCCAGGUAAACAAAACUGCCAAGAUGCGCCAUAGAACUUACAGAGCCCAUGGGCAGAUUAACCCAUACAUGAGCUCUCCCUGCCACAUUGAGAUGAUCCUCACUGAGAAAGAGCAGAUUGUUCCUAAACCAGAAGAGGAGGUUGCACAGAAGAAAAAGAUAUCCCAGAAGAAACUGAAGAAACAAAAACUUAUGGCCCGGGAGUAA
Messenger RNA from Molossus molossus (Pallas's mastiff bat), 408 nucleotides. Its product is annotated as 60S ribosomal protein L17-like. Gene Ontology annotation, cellular component: ribosome; cytosolic large ribosomal subunit. Gene Ontology annotation, molecular function: structural constituent of ribosome. The record is from RefSeq and is a predicted model, not a curated record. NCBI's taxonomy places the organism in Eukaryota, Metazoa, Chordata, Mammalia, Chiroptera, Molossidae. The annotation marks the transcript as partial. The transcript has a single exon. Gene Ontology annotation, biological process: cytoplasmic translation.